Heteronotia binoei (common prickly gecko) is the source of this 2361-nucleotide messenger RNA. RefSeq names its product ribosomal RNA processing 36 (gene RRP36). NCBI's taxonomy places the organism in Eukaryota, Metazoa, Chordata, Lepidosauria, Squamata, Gekkonidae. Gene Ontology annotation, biological process: maturation of SSU-rRNA from tricistronic rRNA transcript (SSU-rRNA, 5.8S rRNA, LSU-rRNA). Gene Ontology annotation, cellular component: nucleolus; 90S preribosome. Bases 387 to 1478 code for a protein of 363 amino acids. The transcript has 8 exons. The record is from RefSeq and is a predicted model, not a curated record.
GGGCUCUCCCUUUGCUUGUAAAUAAAACCCUUAAAACGCUCUGGCUUGUUUCUUCGCAGUUAAUUUAUUUUGUACACGGGGGGAUAGACAAGGAGGAACGGGCAGGCAGGCAGGCACUGGUACAAGCUUCCAGAGCUAGCACGCAUGCGCAUACAUCAUUCUGUGCAGGACGUAACAGUGCUUCCGGACUUGCGUGCCCCGCCCUUUGUGACUCCUUCUCAGUCCGCGCUCGUUGCUAAGAAACCGGAAGGAGCUGUGGCGGCGUGGCCUACAGGCUUAGUGUGUGGAAGGAGCCCAAGGACCUGAGCGUUGCCUUGAGGGGAUGAGUCUGAAAGCGCGUGAACAACAGCUAGCCAGUUGAAACAGCAAAAACUACCAAAACCCUUAUGAAGCAGCUCCGUGGAAAUAAGUCUGGGGGUCAUCCCCAAAAGAAGCGUUCUUCUGAUAAAGCCAUUUGCACCCCAGCAGUACAGACUUCAGAAGAAAGCAGAGAGGUUACCACCCUCAUUCCUCAAAUGUUGGCUCAAAAGCGAUCUCUGCAAGGCUUGAGUGGCACGAUAGGUGGAACUGGAGAAAGCACUAAUGAUGCUAAAAGACCAAAGCUGCUGCCUUCAGCAAAUUCUACUGGCCAGGAAUCCGAAGAUGAUGAUUCAGAUGACAGCGAUUUUGAGAGAGUUGAGAACGAUAAUGAUAUCAGUGAUGAAACGAGUAGCGAUGAUGAUGAAGAUGACGACAACGAUGAAGUUGGCAGUGAUUCCUCAAGAAGCAGUAAUGGAGACUCAGAUUCAGAAGAUACAACAAGCAGUCCUCUGUCAAAGCCUGAAUUGACAAAAGAAUUAUCUUCAGUGUCUUUUGAGGAACUGCUGAAGCUAAGAAAUACGGUUGGGACCAAGGCUUAUCAGCGGAUGGCGAUUGAGAAGACAGCAAAAAAUACCACAAAACUGAAGAGGAGGCAGUCUUCAAAUAAACACAGCCCAUUGGAACUAUCAGCCAAGAAGCCGGUCCCCUUUCUGCGGCAAGUGGUGCCUGUUAAAAAGAAGGUGCCUCGAGACCCACGCUUUGAUGACCUUUCUGGGGAGUACAACCCUGAAGUGUUUGAAAAAACAUAUGCUUUCUUGAAUGACCACAGGAAGAAGGAAAAAGAGAUGGUUCAGAAGCAACUGAAAAAAUGUCGGAAUGCGGAACAGCAAAACAAGCUGCAACAGCUCCUAAAACGUAUGACACAGCAGGAGGAUGCUCAGAAGAAACGCGAGAAGGAGCGAGAAAAGGACCUUGCCUUGAAGAAACAGCAGAGGGAGCUGGCCAAGCAAGGGAAGAAGCCCUUCUAUCUUAAGAAAUCUGAUAAGCAGAAAUUGGAACUAGCUGAGAAGUACAAGGAGCUAAAGAAGAGUGGGAAGCUGGAGAACUUCCUGAGCAAGAAGAGGAAACGAAAUGCUGCUAAGGACAAAAGGAAACUGCCUUCCAGGAAGAAUUUGUAAUGUUUAGCUAUGCCUUGGCGGGGGGUUCAGAGCUGCUGCUGAAAGUACCAACACCAUGCCAGGAGCAUUUGCAUCUUCUGAACAAAUGAGAAUCUGAGCAAAUUAAGCUUCCACCUCUGAAUAUGCCUCUCAAGGGUGUACUUUUAUUCAGCCACAGAUGAGAAGGAGAAGAUUUGCAUUGCUCACCCAGUUUCUUCCCCUCUUUCUUCCAGAGGACAGAACCAGAGCUUAGCACAGAGAAUUGGAGGGCUUUACAAGGUUCUGUUCCUCUCAUGAGGUAAUAACUUUUGCCCACAGCCUUUUCUCUUCCCCUCCCACAUAGCCUGUACAGACUUGUGAACUCCUCAAGUCUUCUCCUUCCUACCUUUCUAGGGUCGCAUAUCUUUUUGCUCCUCUAGCUCAUCGGGCAGUACAUAUAUCUUUUUGCUCCUAUCUCCAAGUGUUUCCUAGCUCUCUUCCAGCUGUUUUCUUUCCUGGGCUCUAUAGGAACCAACAGACUCCUCCAUUAUGCAGAAUUCUUUGGUUUCUCACAUAGGUAUUGCAUUAAGAAAAACCUUCCCUAAAAUAGUAACACUGCCAUGCCUACAGCAUUCCAUCUGGAAGAAAGAAAUAUAGCAUGGGGAAUUCAGUCUGUUGGGAAGGUUUGUAUAUAUAUUUUCCAGCUCACUCAGAUUUUGGCUGAGGAUGACUGCUUUCUUUCAUACGAAUGUUCUGCAUUGGACUGGAAAUUUCCUAGAAAUUUUGCACAAAAGUAAUAGGUUGCAGUGUACCGUUAAUAGCUUGUAUUUUGACACGGUUCCUUGGGUAACUGGUAGAAUGUUUUGUAACAUUUCACUGAACAUAUCUCUUAAGUAAAAUUUUAAUAAAAUUGAACUUGGUUUUC